AAGCGCCGUGUCUAUCCUUUUCUAGUAAUCUCCGUUACUUAUCAUUGAGUUCUGUUAAAAUAGUAGACGAGAGCAUUUCCAAAUGGAUCUCAUGUUGCUGCAAAUGCCUUCAGGAAUUAGUCUUAUUUCUAUAGACGGUAUACAAAAUAUCUCCAUUGAAAGUUCGUCUUUAGUUACCUUUUAUAUUUUCAAUCGUGGUGACAUCCAUCUUACUAUAUCGGUUCAGAAACUUGAAACGAUACAUAUGUACUGGGGUGGUUACAAUGUAUUUGCGAGCAGAGAAAGCACGAAUAGCAACACAUCAGUGAAGAUUUUUGCUCCAAAUCUUAAAACUUUGAAAUGGAGAGGCAAAUUGAGGAAUAGCCAAAGUCUGGGACGUUUAGAUAGUUUGGAAGAAGUUGAGAUUUUAUUAGAGCCUCCCAAAAAUGAGUUUGACAAAGUAUUGGAGGUUCUUUGCGGUAUAUGCUUGGCAAAAGUUCUUAUUAUAAACGGAAAGACCAUUAAGGCUCUGUACAAGGAAGGCUCCACGCCAACACUAAUAUUGGAUAAUAUUCGGAACUUGAGUAUAUGUGAGAGCUUGAAUAAAAAGUUUGUUCUUGCACUGGUCUCUCUUCUUAGGAGAAUGCCUAAUCUGAAUAUUUUGUGCAUAAAGACUCGCUGUUGGAAGUUGACUUACAGAACGGCAAGUCACUUUGGUAAUGAAUACUGGAAACUGCAAAACCUUGCUUUCAUUCACCAACUCAAGGAGGUAAGCAUAGAGAAUUCCUAUGGGUGUAAUGAAAUCGAGUUUGAAAGGUAUAUUCUUGGCGUGCUCAAAAUUUGAAGAAAAUGAUCAUUGUUCAUCGUGAUGAAAAUGCUCCAUCAAAAGUUGCUGGGAUGAUGAGUAGGAGCAAGAUGAUUUCCAAUGCUUCAGUUCACAUUCGGCAGGACCUAGACUACAUCUACACUCUCUGGUCCGGGGAUCCCACAUAGCUAUUUUGAUGUCUCAGAUAGAGAUUCACGUAGCAUUUGAAAUCGAACCAAGAUUAGAUUGCAACUCUCAUCACAUGUUGCAUGACAUUAAUUGACAGGAUAUUUCUCUAGUAAUAUUUCCUUGAUAUUUCUCUCA
This is a messenger RNA of Pyrus x bretschneideri (Chinese white pear), 1108 nucleotides long. RefSeq lists its product as uncharacterized. Bases 83 to 823 code for a protein of 246 amino acids. The record is from RefSeq and is a predicted model, not a curated record. Lineage: Eukaryota; Viridiplantae; Streptophyta; Magnoliopsida; Rosales; Rosaceae. The transcript has 3 exons.